Molecule: messenger RNA, 1318 nt
Organism: Drosophila novamexicana
Lineage: Eukaryota; Metazoa; Arthropoda; Insecta; Diptera; Drosophilidae
Gene: snk
Product: serine protease snake
Exons: 4
Coding region: 3-1286 (427 amino acids)
Biological process (GO): proteolysis
Molecular function (GO): serine-type endopeptidase activity
Source: RefSeq, a predicted model, not a curated record
AAAUGCCAAUUUUGUCAACAAUUAUAAGCCUAGAAUUCAUGUUAUUUCUUGUGCUAACACAUGCGUUGAGUGCAGCCUUUGAGAUAGUCAAUUACCAAACGACAAAAUAUACGUUCCCAGAACUUUGGCCGCAGGAGGCGGCUGCAUCCGACGCUGCCGCAUCUAAGAGAGAAAAGCAAACUGAACCGUCGGAUAGCUCCUUUAAAUUUGACAACGAUGAUGAGCUGCAGUCUGGAGAGGCAAAACCGCUACAAGAGGGCGCCUUUUGCCGGCGCAGCUUUGAUGGACGCAGCGGCUACUGCAUCCUGGCUUACCAGUGCCUUCAUGUUAUACGCGAAUAUCGCGUGCACGGCACACGUAUUGACGUUUGCACGCAUCGUAACAACGUGCCGGUCAUUUGUUGCCCAUUGGCCGACAAGCAUGUUCAGGCACAGCGCAUAAGCGCCACAAAAUGCCAGGAGUACAACAGCGCCACCAGGGAUCUGCGUCUGGGCGACACUGGGCGCAGCUUCUCAGGCAAACAGUGUGUGUCCAGUGUGCCGUUGAUAGUGGGUGGCACGCCCACACUGCAUGCCCUUUUUCCACAUAUGACUGCACUGGGUUGGACGCAAAGCGAUGGUGACAUCAAAUGGGGCUGCGGCGGGACGCUGGUCAGUGAGAAUUAUGUGCUCACGGCGGCACACUGCGCCACAUCGGGUAGUAAACCACCAGACAUGGUGCGUCUGGGCGCACAGCAACUAAAUGUGACCAGUCCUUGGCAGCAAGACAUUAAAAUACUUAUAAUAAUACUGCAUCCAAAGUAUCGAUCGUCUUCCUACUACCAUGACAUAGCGCUACUCAAGUUGACCAAACGCGCCAAACUGUCGGAGCACGUGCGUCCAGCCUGCUUGUGGCAAAUGCCUGAACUGCACAUUCAGUCGGUGGUGGCCACUGGCUGGGGACGUACUGAGUUUCUAGGCGCCAAGUCCAAUACGUUGCGCCAGGUAGAUUUGGACAUGAUAAAGCAACAGCGUUGCAAGCAAAUCUAUCGCAAGGAACGACGCCUGCCAAAUGGGAUCAUUGAUUCCCAGUUUUGCGCUGGCUAUUUGCCGGGCGGCAAAGACACAUGUCAGGGCGACUCGGGCGGACCGCUGCAUGCCAUAUUGCCCGAAAACAAUUGUGUGGCCUUUGUCGUGGGCAUUACAUCAUUUGGCAAAUUCUGUGCCUCGCCUAAUGCACCAGGCGUCUACACAAAGUUGUUUUCCUACCUGGACUGGGUGGAGAGAAUUGUGUUUAAGAAGCAUUAGAUACUAUAUAAAAACUAUUCAAUUAGAAAUAU